This is a messenger RNA of Maylandia zebra (zebra mbuna), 513 nucleotides long. NCBI's taxonomy places the organism in Eukaryota, Metazoa, Chordata, Actinopteri, Cichliformes, Cichlidae. The record is from RefSeq and is a predicted model, not a curated record.
AGUGAACAACAGUCUGAAAGGGACUUUCUGCCAUGUUUUACAGGCAGUCGUGCUUCUGAAGACUAGUUUUUGUUCGCUUUGUUGUGAAUAUUUACAUAAAACCAUCCAAGUGUCUGUAUCCAGCACCGUCUGUGCAAAACUCCUUCGAUGUCAGAGGUUCAAACAUGAAAACAUUUUCUCAGUCAUUGUUGUUUUUUCUUUUUAACUCCACAGUGAGUUCUGCAGCUGAAUGACAGCAUGGCAGCAGCACCUGGACCACAAGACACUUUUCCCAGACGUCGCAGGAAGAGCUUUAAUUUUGUGCCCCCCCACAUGUCUGAGCUCAGAGCUGUCCUGCUGGGGAACAGCUGGUCUGAGAGGAGCUCAGUGGGAAACUUUAUACUGGGAGAGAAGUUCAACCCUGAGGAAGAUCUGGACCGAUGUGUGAGAGUCAGUGGACACAGUCAAGGGAAAGAAAUAUUUCUCAUCAACACUCCAGAUCUGCUUCAUCCAAACAUCUCAGAGGACAAAUAA